GAUGGGUCAUGGAACCGUUGGACGGUUCAUCCUAGCUUUGGAUGGAGAUGAACUCUCAACGCGAAGCUUCUAAAGUCUAAAGUCUAAACUGGAUUUUAUAGUUUUCCCAUUAGCAUUAGUUCUUUAAUAUUUUCAUCUCAUAUGGUCCUCAUGUGCAGAAUUUUAAUAUACACUUCUUUCUCUAAUGGAAAAUUAACACUUUUUGAUUCUUGUUUCUGCUCUUCUCUGAUCUCCAACCCAUCUGUUGCAGAGAAGAAGCACAUAGAUCUAAUUCUAACGAUCACGAUGUUGCAGCUUGAGUUCCUAGUUUCGCCCCUUCUCUUCAUCAUUCCUUUCGCCUUCUUCUUCUUCUACUUCUUCAUUAGAAAAACCAAAAUUUCAUCUCCUGCAACUACCAAACUUCCAACUGCUUACCCAUUUGUCGGUCACAUCUUUGCUGCUCCCAAGAAUCGAGACCUAUUGAUGCCAUGGAUCGCAGAAAUCCUCCAAAACUCCCCAAAUGCAACUUUCACUGUCAAGCGCUUCAACCGUCAAAACAUCAUUACUGCUAAUCCCGCCAAUGUCCAACACAUCCUUAAGACGCAAUUCUACAAAUACCCCAAAGGCCCUUUCUUCCGCAACAAUCUUCACGACCUACUUGGUUCUGGUAUCUUCAAUGCCGACGGUGAUCAAUGGAAGUUUGAGAGACAGAUCUCCAGCCCCGAAUUCAACACCAAAUCCCUCCGAAAGUUUGUCGGCACCGUCGUUGAGGCAGAGCUCUCCCAAUGCCUCCUCCCUCUACUCUCGACGGCCACCGCUGAGAAUUCUGUUCUCGAUCUCCAAGACAUCCUCCAAAGGUUUGCGUUCGACAAUAUCUGUAAAAUCGCUUUUGGGUUCGAUCCCAAAUCUCUCUCGCCGACUUUCCCACAGCAAGAAGCUGAAUUCGCCGUCGCGUUCGACGAAGCUGUGAAGUUGAUCACUGGGAGGUUUCCUACGAUGAUCCAAGCAGUGUGGAAGGUGAAGCGAGCACUCAAUUUGGGAUCAGAAAAACAACUAGGGUUAGCAGUCUCUCACGUUCGUCAAUUCGCUAGGAGAAUCGUCAGAGAGAAGAGAAGAGAGCUAGAAGAGAAAUCUUCACUAGAAACAAGGGAUCUCUUAUCACGAAUCUUGAAUUCAGGUCACUUGGAUGAAGAUUUAGUCACGGAUAUGGUCAUCAGCUUUAUCUUAGCCGGUCGGGACACCACAUCGGCGGCGUUGACAUGGUUUUUCUGGUUAGUAUCCCGUAAUUAUCAAGUAGAAGAGGAGAUAGUGAAGGAGAUAAGAGAAAUGAAGGAUACGAUGGAUUACGACGAUGUGAAGGAUAUGGUGUACACCCACGCCUCACUCUGCGAGAGCAUGAGACUGUAUCCACCAGUACCAGGCGAUACCAAGGAGGCUGCCGGAGACGAUGUUCUACCAGACGGGACUGUUGUAAAGAAAGGGAUGAGAGUGACUUAUCAUCCUUACACGAUGGGGAGGUUGGAGUCGUUGUGGGGUAAAGAUUGGGCGGAGUUCCGCCCAGAGAGGUGGUUGGAGAGGGAGGAGAGUAGUGGAAAGUGGAGGUUCGUGCCGAGGGAUCCUUACACUUACACGGUGUUCCAAGCGGGGCCGAGAAUAUGUUUAGGGAAGGAGAUGGCGUUCUUGCAGAUGCAGAGGAUAGUCGCCGGAGUAAUGCGACGGUAUCGGGUAGUGCCGGCGGAGAAGGGGUUUGAACCUGUUUUCGUUUCAUACUUGACUUCGAAGAUGAAAGGAGGUUUUCCCGCAAGGAUUGAGGAGAGAGAGAGAGUAAGGUGUGAACCGGUGACCGGUGAGAGCGGGUUUACCAUGUGUCCAAUCCGGUAAUCUUUCGUUAUUAUUGUUAUUCAAAUUUUUAAAAUUUUCUUUUUUACCUCCUUUAUUUGUGGGGAGUUUCAGAUUGUGAAUAUCUUUCACCUCUCUCUCUCUCUUAUUAAGAUUUUCGACUAUCACUUUGUUGAUCAUGUGUGAUUACAUGUAUGGUUGAAAAUCAUUACAAGCAUGGAUAUAGUAAUCGAACUUAUCAAUCCAGAAAUUGAUAGUUAAUUCCCCUAAUAAAUCCCUUUUAAUAUUUUCUUC
This is a messenger RNA of Macadamia integrifolia, 2112 nucleotides long. RefSeq names its product cytochrome P450 94A1-like. The transcript has a single exon. The record is from RefSeq and is a predicted model, not a curated record. Gene Ontology annotation, molecular function: monooxygenase activity; iron ion binding; heme binding. Lineage: Eukaryota; Viridiplantae; Streptophyta; Magnoliopsida; Proteales; Proteaceae. The coding region runs from base 142 to 1860 and encodes 572 amino acids.